Messenger RNA from Guyanagaster necrorhizus, 927 nucleotides. RefSeq names its product aldolase. Bases 1 to 927 code for a protein of 308 amino acids. Gene Ontology annotation, molecular function: transaldolase activity. Gene Ontology annotation, biological process: pentose-phosphate shunt, non-oxidative branch; carbohydrate metabolic process. Gene Ontology annotation, cellular component: intracellular anatomical structure. The transcript has 4 exons. Lineage: Eukaryota; Fungi; Basidiomycota; Agaricomycetes; Agaricales; Physalacriaceae. The record is from RefSeq and is a predicted model, not a curated record.
AUGUCUACUCUCCUCGACCAAGUGCGCACCCUUCUCAAAGUCGAUGUCGAUUCCAUGGAUCCGGCCGUGGCGAGUCGGCAUACUAGCGAUAGCGCCAAAUUCGUAGACAUGACCUCGAAUCAGGCGAUUGUGGCUGGGACUGUGACUCCAGAGCUGCUCGCUGAGGCAGUGAAAGUAAGCGGCGGCGGGAGCGUGGAACGAGUGUUGGACGUUUUGACCGUCCUUCUGGCAAGACGAGUCCUUCCGCAUCUCACCGGGAACGUGCACGCUCAAACAAGUCCUAGCGUGGGUUAUAGUGUGGAGGGAACAGUAAACGAAGCUCGAAGAAUUGUUACAACGUUCGAAGAGCUGAGUGUUCCGCGGGCGAGAGUUUGCAUAAAAAUACCAAUUACACCUGAGGGUGCACAGGCGUGCAAAAUCCUCCAAGAUGAGGGUAUCCAAACACUUGGAACGUGUGUAUUUGGGGUGGAGCAAGCGAUCGCAGCAAGAUUGGCAGGCUGCGUGUACCUCGCGCCAUACUUCAAUGAACUGUGUGUGCAUUUCGAAGAGGGAGUAUGGAAAGCAUACAAAGUGGGCGUGAAGGGAGAGGAACAUCCAAUGAUGGAUGUGGUAAGGACGAUCGUGACAGCUUAUAAGACCAAAGGAACCAAGACGAAGGUCAUGCCAGCGAGGCGCGUAUCAUUUGGUAUUGUCACCGCUCAAGAAGUGAUCGCACUCGUAGCUCUGCAGCCAGACCACCUGACAUUGUCGGGUGCCGUGCUCGAUGAAUUGGCUAGCCUUCCUCCAGUACCCAUCAACCAAUUCGAUGAUAUUUUGAAACAUGAAUUGACAGUUGAGGAGUUAAAGAGUGCGUAUAUCGUUGUCCCUUGGGAGUGUCCUAACCGCAUAUACAGUUGUCGAACAAGAUUACCUAGCAGACGGCGGUAA